UCAACAGCUCCACACUCCCUAUUUCUAUUCGCUUCUCGCCGCCGCGAACCCUCGUUGAUAACCACCGUCUUCUUUCUCCGCCAUUAACGUACGCAAAGUUUUAUUUACAUCACCGCAUAUCAGUCGAAUUUGAAGAUGGGGAUGAAGGCGAAAAAGUCGAUGAUGAAGAAAGCAAAAAAGGGUUCAUCCCAGUUGACGGCGUCUGUUCGAAAAGAGGAAGCUGCCGAUUUCUUGCCAUUAGAGGGUGGUCCAGCUCGAAAACUGCCAAUUAUCGAAAACUCAGAAAAUAAAGCUGCUGUGUUGUAUAUUGGAAGAAUCCCUCAUGGAUUUUACGAGAAUGAAAUGGAAGCCUUUUUCAAGCAAUUUGGAGAAAUCAAGAGGAUAAGAAUUGCACGGAACAGGAAGACAGGAAAAUCCAAGCAUUUUGGGUUCCUUGAGUUUGCGUCUCCUGAGGUUGAACGUUAUUCAACCUAUAUUUUGACUACAUAUUUUCUGUUUAUUCUUGGGAGACCUGAAUUUCUUAUUUAUCAAUCUGUUCAGGUGGCAAAGAUUGUUGCUGAAACCAUGCACAACUACCUCUUGUUUGAGCAUUUGUUGCAAGUACAGCUCGUUCCUCCUGAGCGUGUUCAUCCCAAGCUGUGGAAAGGUGUUAAUCGUUAUUACAAACCUCUGGACUGGGUUCAUAUCGAACGUAAACGUCAAAACAAGGAAAGGACAUUUGAAGAGCACAGGAAGUUGGUAGAUGGAAUCUUGAAAAGGGACCAGAGAAGGCGCAAGAAGAUUGAAGCUGCUGGUAUUGACUACGAGUACCCAGAAAUCGUGGGAAGUAAUGAGCCUGCACCAAAGAAGAUCAGAUUUGAAGAUUAAGCCACUUUGGAGGUAGGGGCUAGCAAAGGCAGGUGACGAAAUGAAUAGAAGAAAUCUCUGAUUAACUUACCAACAAGAAGAACAGUUUUUCUUCUGGUGUGUUUCUGCAUAUGUAGUUUGCUUGGCCUCUAUUUUAUGGCUUUUUGGGUGUAGCUUUUAGUAAAGUAGAAAGAUGGAAAUGUAGUUGAAAUUCAGUAUUUUCAAUGGUUUAUGUUAUAUCGAUAAUUCAUAUCUGAAACUGUUUUGAUUGUAUGUCAAUGGUUUCUUUCAAGUC
Molecule: messenger RNA, 1141 nt
Organism: Cynara cardunculus var. scolymus (artichoke)
Lineage: Eukaryota; Viridiplantae; Streptophyta; Magnoliopsida; Asterales; Asteraceae
Exons: 9
Coding region: 136-867 (243 amino acids)
Biological process (GO): maturation of LSU-rRNA from tricistronic rRNA transcript (SSU-rRNA, 5.8S rRNA, LSU-rRNA)
Cellular component (GO): nucleolus
Molecular function (GO): RNA binding
Source: RefSeq, a predicted model, not a curated record